This is a messenger RNA of Colletotrichum higginsianum IMI 349063, 1206 nucleotides long. RefSeq lists its product as uncharacterized. Bases 1 to 1206 code for a protein of 401 amino acids. The transcript is spliced from 4 exons. The record is from RefSeq and is a predicted model, not a curated record. Lineage: Eukaryota; Fungi; Ascomycota; Sordariomycetes; Glomerellales; Glomerellaceae.
AUGUCUGUCCUUCUGUACGUCCGGCAGGAACUCAAGGAACAUUUGGACGACGUGGUCGGCUUCCAGACUCUCGAGGAUACUCAUCCAUGCACCGCGUGUGUGGGGUCCCUCCAUCGCCACAUCUUCCUGAGGUGCUGCGAAGCUGAAGUAGAAGAGCCAUAUCCCCAUCGAGCUCCUCGGCGCGCGGCUCAGACCAUUUGGAACUACGCCAAAGUCAUGGCAGACAAACAUGAAAAGGGGGACCUCGACGGCAUUCAACGCUGGCGCUCCCACCGCGCACUAGAGCGCGCGUGUACCGCAUGGAACGAGCUCCUUACGUUCCUCAAACAGCUGGUCGAUUUCGGCGGCCUUAGCCUCGACGUCGUUCAGACGCAGGAGGCAGCUAUGAUGCGGGAGACGACCAUCAUCGGCAUACUCCAUAAAGACGCCCAUCAGGUAGGCAUCAUUGAAUCGACGAAAGAACUCGUCGCCCGUCUCGUGGCGCUUGCUCCGCCCUGGUCGCAGCACAAGGAGCCUGCCAGGAAGCUCCGGACCGCCAUGAGGAACCUCAAAGUCGCCAAAGACGUACCCGUCUCUGGCGUCGCGCAGGAGGACGCGGACACUCCCGAGGACUCGGGCCAAGAAGCGCCUGCUGAUCAAGGUGCGCCGGCUGUUUCGAAGGGCGGCGACGGCAACGAGAAGCCCGUGGGCCCCGCGCAUGAACACAAACACGAGCACGAGUGUCAAUCAGUGUCUGGUCCCGAAUCCCCCAAAGAACCGGCGAAACCGGAGCACGCGGACAGGAACCCGGCCAAGAAGGCCGUCGCAGCGGGCAAAACGGCGCCCAAGUCUAGCAACCCCACCAAGUCCAUCAAGAGUAAAGGCAAAAACGCACAUGUCAAUGACGACGAUUGCGAAGACGACGAAGAAGACUCCAAGCCCGGCACCGCACCCUCGGUGUCGGGUAAGAAGACGGCGCCCAAGUCCAACAGCCCCACCAAGUUGGGCCACAAGUCCAACAGGGGCAAGGGCAAGAACAACUACGACGCGGACGAUGACGAUCGCAGAGAGGAAGAAGAAGAGGAAACCGGGGGGGAAGCCAGACCCGGUCCCGUGACCAGACCCCGAAAACGUCGCGCUCCCGCGGACGAGGAGGACACGGGCAUCAGCGCGGGCAAGCCGCGGAAGAGGACGAGGGCGCUGAAGAAAGUCGCAGUCAAGAAUUGA